This is a messenger RNA of Rangifer tarandus platyrhynchus (Svalbard reindeer), 3111 nucleotides long. The record is from the annotation of a GenBank genome assembly. NCBI's taxonomy places the organism in Eukaryota, Metazoa, Chordata, Mammalia, Artiodactyla, Cervidae.
AUGUCCAGGAGGAAACAGAGCAACCCCCGGCAGAUCAAGCGUUCCCUCGGAGAUAUGGAGGCCAAAGAAGAGGCCCAGGCCGCAGACUCCAGCCUUCCAGAGCGGGAGGCCACAGCGCUGGAGCCCGAGCCCGCAAGCCCUUCCAGUCCAGACUCUAAUCCUCCACCCCCUCCACUGCCGCCGGCCCCCACUUCUCCAGGAGGCCCUGAGGAGCCGGAGCAUCGGGAGCCAGAGAUGAGGCCGGAGGAGGAAGCAGCCAGCAGCCCCUGGAGCGGGCCAGACGAGCUGGAGCCGCUGCUGCAAGAUGGACAGAGGUGCGUGCGGGCUCGGUGCAGCCUCACCAAGGGCCUGUCCUGGGGCCCGUUCCGCGGGAGCAUCCAGACCAGAGCCUCGUCCCCCGGACAGGCAGAAGUGAGCCCAGCCCUGACCCUGCUGCUGGAGGACGAGGCCUGCUGGCUGAGGACACUGCCCCAGGCCCUGGCCGAGGCCGAGGCCAACACGGAGAUCUACCGGAAGGAUGAAGCCCUCUGGUGCAGGCUCACCAGGCCGGUGCCUGCAGGUGGACAGCUGAAAGUGCUCCUGGUGGCCAAGCCCCCCAGCAACCCCAGCCACCCUGUGAAGAAGGAGCCGGUGGAGCCCGAGAGCCCAGCCCCCUCCCACCCCGACAUCCAGCUCCUGCCCCAGCAGGCCGGCAUGGCGUCCAUCCUUGCAACCGCGGUCGUCAACAAAGAUGUCUUUCCCUGCAAAGACUGUGGCAUCUGGUACCGUAGUGAGCGGAACCUGCAAGCCCACCUCCUCUACUACUGUGCCAGCCGCCAGGGUGCUGGCUCCCCUGCCGUGACUGCCCCGGAAGAGAAGCCCAAGGAGACCUACCCCAAUGAGCGGGUCUGCCCCUUCCCCCAGUGCCGCAAAAGCUGCCCGAGCGCCAGUUCCCUGGAGAUCCACAUGCGUAGCCAUAGUGGAGAGCGCCCCUUUGUGUGUCUCAUCUGCCUGUCCGCCUUCACCACGAAGGCCAACUGUGAGCGGCACCUCAAGGUGCACACGGACACGCUGACCGGAGUCUGCCACAGCUGCGGCUUCAUCUCCACCACAAGGGACAUCCUCUACAGCCACCUGGUGACCAACCACAUGGUCUGCCAGCCAGGCUCUAAGGCCGAGGUCUACUCACCAGGGACGGGCCACCCCACUGCCAAGCUCUCCACAGGUGAGCCCUGGGAACUGGGAGGAGGGGUGGCAGUUUCAGACUUGGUUCUGUACCACGUCUGCCCGGCCCCGUUCUCCCUUCUCACCCUCCCCGCUUCAGGUCUGGCCCAGGCAGGUCCUGCUCCAGCCCUGACAGGUGGCCCCUGGGCUCUCCCCACAGACAGUCUGGCCACCUUCCAGCAGCACACGGCACUGCACGGCCCCCUGGCCUCUGCCGACCUAGGCCUGGUGCCCACCCCCUCGCCAGGAGUGGACAGGAAGGCCCUGGCCGAGGCCACCAAUGGAGAGGCUAGAGCGGGUCCCCAGAACGGGGGCAGCGGCGAGCCCCCAGCGGCCCCCAGGAGCAUCAAAGUGGAGGCAGCGGAGGAGCCCGAGGCAGAGCCAGGGCCCCUCGCCCCUUCACGAACGCCGUCACCACCUAGCCCUGGCCCCGCGCGGGUGAAAGCAGAGCUGUCCAGCCCCACGCCUGGCUCCAGCCCAGGUCCCAGCACACUGUUCCUGCCGCACCUGCCAGCGGCGCCACCGGCCUCUGAGAUCCUGGCCAAGAUGUCCGAGCUGGUGCACAGCCGGCUGCAGGCAGGUGCGGGGGUGGGCGCGCCUGCCAGCCUCUUCGCGGGGGCCCCCAAAGGCGCCACGUGCUUCGAGUGCGACAUCACCUUCAACAACGUGAACAACUUCUACGUGCACAAGCGCCUCUACUGCUCUGGCCGCCGACCGCCCGACGACGUGCCCCCAGCCCGCCGGCCCAAGGCGGCCCCCGCCCUGCCUCGCGUGCCCCCUGCCCCGCCACCAGCCGAGGCCGAGGCGCCGCGCUCGUCGCCGGGUCCCGGGGCACGCGAGGAUGAGGCAGGGAGCGCGGCCACGCCCGAGGCCGAGGCUGACGCGAGCGGCCGAGGCAGCGAGGGCAGCCCUAGCCCGGGCAGCGGGGCGGACGAGGAUGACGACCCCCGCCGGACGCUGUGCGAGGCCUGCAACAUCCGCUUCAGCCGCCACGAGACCUACACAGUGCACAAGCGUUACUACUGCGCCUCGCGCCACGACCCACCGCCGCGCCGCCCAGCACCAGCCGGGACACCCGCGCCCUCGGCGCCGCCAGUGCGCACGCGCAGGCGCCGCAAGCUCUACGAGUUGCACGCGGCCGGGUCCGCCCCGCCCCUGGUCGGAUCUGCCCCUCCCUCCGCGCCAGGCCCCGCCCCUACGCCACCCGGACCCGCCCCCACACCUCCCACAUCGCCCCGGCCCGGAAGCGGUAGUGGAGGCGGAAGCGGCCUGGACGCGGCCGAAGGCCCUAUCGACCUAAGUAAGAAGCCGCGACGCCAGGCUGCCGCAGCCGUCCCCGGCCCUGCGCCUGGCCUGGCGGCCCUGGCCGAUUACCACGAGUGCACGGCUUGCCGCGUGAGCUUCCACAGCCUCGAGGCCUACCUGGCGCACAAAAAGUUCUCGUGCCCCGCCGCCCCGCGCCGCCUGCGUGCGGCCCCCGAGGACCCGCCCGCCGUCGUUUGCCCCUACUGCCCCCCGAACGGCGUGGUGCGCGGGGACCUCAUCGAGCACUUCCGCUUGGCGCACGGGCUGUUGCUGGGCAAGCCCCUAGUCGGUCCCAGCGCGGAGGCCCGGACGCCCUCGCCCGCUGCUCCCCGCGAUGGCCUCAACGGCCAGGACCUGCAGGAGCCGCCUGCCAGCAGCCCCCGCCCCGGCCCGCCCCUAGCCGCGUCCCCGGAGGCGGUGCCGGCACCUCCCUCGCAUUCGGACAAGGGCGUGCAGACCCCCAGCCAGGGAUCGCCGGCCCCCGUGCCCAACGGCAACCACAGGUACUGCCGCCUGUGCAACAUCAGGUUCAGCAGCCUGUCCACCUUCAUCGCCCACAAAAAGUAUUACUGCUCCUCCCACGCAGCCGAGCACGUAAAGUGA